Messenger RNA from Oncorhynchus masou masou (cherry salmon), 1625 nucleotides. RefSeq names its product suppressor of cytokine signaling 2-like. The coding region runs from base 375 to 1031 and encodes 218 amino acids. Gene Ontology annotation, cellular component: phosphatidylinositol 3-kinase complex. NCBI's taxonomy places the organism in Eukaryota, Metazoa, Chordata, Actinopteri, Salmoniformes, Salmonidae. Gene Ontology annotation, biological process: intracellular signal transduction; phosphatidylinositol phosphate biosynthetic process. The transcript is spliced from 4 exons. Gene Ontology annotation, molecular function: 1-phosphatidylinositol-3-kinase regulator activity. The record is from RefSeq and is a predicted model, not a curated record.
GAAAAAACUCAGUGUCCAGACCCUAGACUGGUAAAGAGUACACACUGAUAGACUGCCAGAUUGUGCAUUUAGAGGGCAGCUCGUGACAUAUUGUGGAUUGUUUGUUUAAUAUAUCCCUGAAAAUAUCAUACAUCAUGCAGGAUACCAAACAAGUGCUCCAGAUCUUUCGUUGCGCUGUGUGGCUCAAGGCUUCAGUUUGAAUUGCUGAGGACAUGAACUGUUUAACCAGUGCAGGAGUUAGGCUGCAGAAGAUCUUCUGAAAAGGCUAUUUCAAGGGUUAGACCUCUGGGGAUUUCAAGAACACACUUAGGCUCGUAAAGACUUUGGAUGGGAUACAUACAGCUAGGUGUCUAAAACAGAUUGAGAACCAUCGGAUGCCCAAAUCCUCCGGUGUACCAUUGCCUUCAGGCCCAAUGAUUAUUCCGACCAGUGCCCCCGACAAAUCCCUCAAUGCAGUCUGGCUAAAGGACAGCGAGCUGGAGCCACGUCGAAUUGAGUCAAGAGAGGGUGCCGCACGGUUGCAAAGAGCCAUGUCUCGCCUUCAGGAGUCAGGCUGGUACUGGGGCCCCCUGACAGCUGCUCAGGCUAAGCAGGUUCUGAUUGAUGCUCCAGAGGGGACUUUCCUUUUGCGGGACAGCUCCUACCAGGGAUACCUCCUCACCCUGUCUGUGAAGACCAGCCUUGGCCCCACACACCUCCGUAUAGAGCACGCCACUGGCAUGUUUGGCUUCGACUCUGUAAUUGUGGCACGGCCACGACUGCGGCGGUUUGAGGGUGCUGUAGAUCUGGUGCAGCACUAUGCCCUGACUUACAAGCAUCUGGCCACUCAAACUGACACAGGGGCGGGUAACCCUUCGGUCCCUACAGAGAAAACUCUGCAGCUCAAACUCACCCGGCCCCUCCAUAAAGUCUCCCCUAGUCUCCAGCACCUUUGCCGCAUCACUAUCAACCAGCAUUCUCGCUGUCACCAGGACUUGCCCUUGCCUAGGCGGCUACGGGACUUUUUGCUGGAAUACCCUUUUGUGUUGUAGGAAAUGUUAAUCAGAUUUUUUGAUACUAUUGAAUUGUACUGUUAAAUCUGACAAUUUCGAUCAAUGUCCUAAUAUAGUGCUGAAAAUGCCCCCUGUUUUCAUGUGUGACAGUAGCCAAAUUAACUCCAUUAAUAUUGUUGUUCUUUUUUAUGAUGAUCACUGAUCUAUGUCUCAAGGUCGGGGGAAUUGGCCAAUUGAAACAAUAUAAGAAUGCAAUGCGAGAGAGUGUGGCAUGUUUUCUCUUUUUUUGUGGUUAUACUUUGGUUAAGUUGUUUAACAGGGAGCAUUAAAAUCUUGUAUUGGUAAAAAAAAAAAUCACUGUCUCUGUUUGUUUAUAAUUUUGGACUUGAGGGAAUAUGAUUAAAUAUAGAAUUGUUGUUUUCAGUCAUUAGACUGAAUACGUUCCAGAACAUAUUAGUUACUAUAAGCCUCCUAUGGGAGGCUACAAUAAACCCAAAUGAACCUAGAAGAUAUGCAAAAUGAAUGGACCAUUAUUUGUGUUUCCAUGAAAUGUUCUGCUUUUUAAAUGUGAAAAUCAAGUAUAAGCCUUAUCUACUGAUUUUGCCACAGAGCAAUUCCAUGUUUUUAGAUAAA